AUGCAUCCUGAUUUAUCUUCACCCUUGCACACUGAAGAAUGUAAUGCCUUGAUAAACUUGCUUAAGGAAUGUCACGAACACCACAGCAUUCUGAAAAAUUUUGGUCGUUACAGUGACCUCAUUCGGGAGAUGAGAAAAUGCUUGAAGAAUGAAUACAUGGAAAAGAAGACCAAGAGCAGGGAGCAUUACAAUGCAAUGUGGAAAAGACUUCUUAAUCCCACGGAGGAAUCUGAAAAAUAA
This is a messenger RNA of Enhydra lutris kenyoni (northern sea otter), 240 nucleotides long. Its product is annotated as COX assembly mitochondrial protein 2 homolog. The transcript has 2 exons. The coding region runs from base 1 to 240 and encodes 79 amino acids. The record is from RefSeq and is a predicted model, not a curated record. Gene Ontology annotation, cellular component: mitochondrion. NCBI's taxonomy places the organism in Eukaryota, Metazoa, Chordata, Mammalia, Carnivora, Mustelidae.